Messenger RNA from Microplitis mediator, 882 nucleotides. RefSeq lists its product as uncharacterized. The transcript is spliced from 3 exons. The record is from RefSeq and is a predicted model, not a curated record. The coding region runs from base 38 to 505 and encodes 155 amino acids. Lineage: Eukaryota; Metazoa; Arthropoda; Insecta; Hymenoptera; Braconidae.
AUUGAGGUGAUAUCUGUUUAAAUUUAUUCCAAUAAAAAUGAUUAAAAAUUCAUUAUAUUUUUUUUUUAUCACAAUUAUUAUUUUUUUUAAUCUACACGAUAGUCAUCAGUGUUCGUCUCGCCAGGGAAUACCGGAAGAAACCGAAGAUAGUGUGAUAAUUGAGCGGUCGCCAUUUUUAAAAUAUUUGCGUGAUUACACCAAAAUAAUAAGUCAUGAGCAAGCAUUUAACAAACGAUGGUUCCAUUAUUUGAAAUGUAACGGCACUUAUGACAAAGAUGUCGGCGACGUACUGAGAGGAUUAUGUAGUUACUGUUCUACAUUUAAAUCAGAUAAUUUACGUCAUCAGUGGGACUGCAUGAAUCAAUGUUACACGGGUUUACAUUUUGGAGAAUGUCUGCAUGAUUACAGAGAAAGAAGUGAUGGUCAAGUUAAAUUUGUUAGUAGUUUUGUGGAGAAACUCAGUGGAUCUACGCCUCAAUUCAUGAGUCUUGCUACAAUAUUAUAGAAAAAUUUAUAGUUUACUAAAUAAAUAUUUAUUAGAGCCAAAAAAUGGGUAUAUGAUUGCAUUUGACAUCUAUAUGACAUUAUAUGACGAUAUAUGACAGUAUAAGAUAAUAUAUGACAUUAUAUGACGAUAUAUGACAGUAUAAGAUAAUAUAUGACAUUAUAUGACGAUAUAUGACAGUAUAUUAUAAUAUAUGACAUUAUAUGACGAUGUAAGAUAACAUGUGACAUUACAUGACGAUAUAUGACGGUAUAAGAUAAUAUAUGACGAUAUAUGACAGUAUAAGAUAAUAUAUGACAUUAUAUGACGAUAUAUGACAGUAUAAGAUAAUAUAUGACAUUAUAUGACGAUAUAUGACAGUAUAAGAUAAUUUAAGC